ACCAUCUUGCUGACUGCUGGCCUGGAUUGCUCCCUGGGAGAAGGAAACAGCGCUAGGACAGGCUGCCAAGGGAUUUUUUGCGACCAUUGGUGAAGCAGUCUGAGGCAGCCAGGAGCCAUGGGCAUGCAGCAGGUGUGGUGCGUGUACUCGGGGCUUUUGGUGACUAUCCUCCUGGGUCUGGGCAGGGUGCGAGUGGUGGACGCAUGCAGCUGCAACCCCGCACAUCCUCAGCAGCUCUUCUGCGGCGCCGAGAUAGUGAUAAGGGCAAAGAUCUCUGGGGAGAAGAUUGUGUCACCUAGCAACAGUUCCUCUCCUUACAUGAAGAUGAUCCAGUACGAGAUAAAGAUGAUCAAGAUGUUCAAGGGCUUUGACAAGGCCAAGGACAUCCAGUAUGUCUACACGCCCGUCUUCUCCUCACUGUGUGGAGUCAAACUGGACUCCAACAAUAAGGCGGGAUACCUCAUCUCAGGAAGUAUGUGGAAUGAUGGGAGGAUUUCUAUUGGCCAGUGUGACCUGGUGGAGCCCUGGGAUAACCUAUCAAUGUCCCAGAAAAAGAAUCUCAACUACAGAUAUCAGAUGGGCUGUGAAUGCCGAAUCAACACCUGCUACACGGUGCCCUGCGCCUCCACAGGGGAGAACGAGUGCCUGUGGACGGACUGGCUGUUGGACAACAGCCUGAACGGAGAGCAGGCCCGGCAGUACGCCUGUAUCCGCCGCACCGACGCCACCUGCAGCUGGUACCGCGGCGGGCCCCACGCCGACAAAGACUUCCAGGACCUGAGUGACCCCUGACCGACCUCCCCCCACACCCCCACCUGACUGACCCCUCCCCCCAACCCCGACCAAACCCUAACCGUGAUGCUCGUAGGCACGAACCCAGUAACGCUACUCUCAGACCCAGGCUGAGUUUCUUUAUUACAUUGGCUUCUGUGUAAUGCACAUAUGGCUGCUGUGGCUAACACCUAAAGCAUAAGGGGAUUGCUUCAGUGAUUUUGGGGAUAAACAACGGCAACGGUGGGCACAGCAAACUUGGCUUAGCACAGGGCUACUUCAGGGCGUGGUUAAUAAAUUAAAUGGUUUCCGGCUCACAUAUGUCACCGCUUAGCUUUCAGUCCAGCAGAGCACUAGACAGAGCAAAUUACCCUUCAGAACUGCUAUCCAAGUCCAGGAAGGUUCCCAUUGUUUAAGGCUUGCCAAAGUUCAGACAUUAGAAAGCAGUGUCUAGACAGAAUUGGACUCCAAGGGGCUCUUUUCAUAUUGAACUGUAGGAAGAGGUAGGAGGCAGCUCUCUCACCGAGCUCUGGAGCUACUCUGCAUCCUGUUCCCUUACCUUGUGUUUGCAGAUUGCCUGUAGACAUCCCCCCCACCCCCAAUCCUUGCUUUCUUAUAUUUUUUCAUUCAUAUAUAUAUAAAUAUAUAUAGAAUCUAAUAAUUGCCCCAUUUAAACAACAUUUAAUUAUGAUACACCGUGUUUGUGCUCUUACGGGAUCAAUUGAAACCUUUUGAUGAAUCUAGACACACGAUAUAUACAUGAUAUACUUGUCACAGUUCAUACUGUUAAAUGUAUCCUGUUAUAAUAAUGUAAAUAUUGUGCACGAGUGAUACUUAACACUUUGAAGGCUAACCGUGUUGUGUUCUAGGAUAGAGGAUUAUUUUGUGUUUCUAUUUCCUUAAAUGACCAACAAAUACAUAAAGAAAUACUAGCUGUUUAAGAACCAUAUCAUCCUUCAUGACGUCAGAUUAAAUUAAGCUGUAGUUAAGGUUUAAGUGAUAUAAUCUGAGUGUAAUUAGUUAGAAAUUCCACAGCCAUCUGUCAGCUAUUAGUUAGUGGAAUGCUCUGUGAGGCUAUCUAUUAAGAGUAGUCUGCACCUGUCUCUGUAUGAGACAAUUUCAAUAUUAGACCCCUCCUGGCUCAAUUCUGACCAAUCAGGAAAUCUCUUCCCUGAUUGGUUUUGGGAAUCCAUCUUUCCUGUCAAUCACAGGCGCAGGAAAAGCAAGACUUCUUAAUGGCAGAGACAAGUAGGGAGGGAGGGAGCAUAGAGGAAGAAGAUGUUUUUUUUGUUUACUUUCUAAAUCUUGCUCUCUUCCGCUCUUUUCUCCUCUCUCUUUACAUCUCUCAAAUCUGAACUACAGCAGCUCUAAAUCCAAUUCAAUGAAUUCAACAACCAAACUAAAUUUAUCAUAAGGAACAUGAUUAAAUCAUUCGUUAUGGAUUUUCAGAUUCUUCAAGAGAGACCUGAAUGAAAAUUCACAAAGACCUGUGAUGCAGGCCCUAUAUUGAAAAGGUAUCGUUUGAAUACAAAACAGUACGUAAGUGAAGUGGUACUUUUUCAAUACAUAAUGGUACUCAAGUGAAGUGGUACUGUUUCAAUACAUAAUGGUAAUACUGGUUGGUUGGUCCUUCUUUUGAAAUAAACCUGUAUAUGUUUUGAUGUAUCUUUUUCAUAAUGCAUUUUAGCUGUAGGACUUUGGUAUGUUGUCACUGUGCUAUUCCUCCUUUAAAUGUUUUAUAUCAAAGGAUUAUGUGGGUUUGUAUUUAUGUCUUUGUGUUUCUGUCAAUAUAGUUUUCUAUUUCAAUGUACCAAAAAUAUUGUAUAUAAAA
Messenger RNA from Gadus chalcogrammus (walleye pollock), 2602 nucleotides. Its product is annotated as metalloproteinase inhibitor 4-like. Bases 118 to 792 code for a protein of 224 amino acids. Gene Ontology annotation, molecular function: protease binding; metalloendopeptidase inhibitor activity. The transcript has 5 exons. NCBI's taxonomy places the organism in Eukaryota, Metazoa, Chordata, Actinopteri, Gadiformes, Gadidae. Gene Ontology annotation, cellular component: extracellular matrix. The record is from RefSeq and is a predicted model, not a curated record. Gene Ontology annotation, biological process: negative regulation of membrane protein ectodomain proteolysis; negative regulation of endopeptidase activity.